Gamsiella multidivaricata is the source of this 1728-nucleotide messenger RNA. Its product is annotated as C2H2 type zinc-finger-domain-containing protein. The coding region runs from base 182 to 1615 and encodes 477 amino acids. Gene Ontology annotation, biological process: ribosomal large subunit biogenesis. The transcript is spliced from 3 exons. Gene Ontology annotation, cellular component: preribosome, large subunit precursor. The record is from RefSeq and is a predicted model, not a curated record. Lineage: Eukaryota; Fungi; Mortierellomycota; Mortierellomycetes; Mortierellales; Mortierellaceae.
CAUGUCUCCCCCCAUUAGUCAUCCAUAGAAGGAUCAUCAGCCGCUUAUAAAAAACCUCACCCUUCUCCUCCUUCCUCAUCCAUUCCGCUCUCCCUCUCGCCAUCGCAUCUCCUUCCACUCUCGCAACCACUUCAGCAACCACUUCAGCAACCACAGCAGCUACAACGAAAGCGCCGCAACAAUGUCUUACGCUGUCAAUGCCCCCGUCGCCACUAUCGGUCAAUCAACGACCUGCCUUGCCUGCGGGAUCCGUCUCCCCUCACUCGAGACCCAGCAGAUGCACCACAAAUCCGAUUGGCACACCUACAACUUGAAGCGCAAGAUGGUCAAUCUGCCCCCCGUUUCCUCUGAGGUCUUUGCCCAGUUAGUCACCGCGACCCGCGAACAGGCAAACCCUGAAGAAGCCCCUCAGCCGGAAUGUGUCCCCUGCGGCAAAAAGUACCUCUCCUUCCAGGCCUACGACAAUCAUCUAAACUCCAAGAAGCACAAGCAGACUGUCGUCACCUACGAAAAAAAGCAGCAGAAGGAGCAGAAGCAACAGAAACAGCAGGGGCAGGAACAAGAGCAGGCCCAGGAGCUGUCAUCUUCAGAGGACGACACUUCAGCAACCAAAUACACAGCAGCAACAGCACCAGAACAACUCGAACCCAGCGAAACUGUCUGCCUGUUUUGCUCACACAGGGCGGAAAAUGCCACUCUCAACUACGAGCACAUGCGAUCCACCCAUGGCUUCUUCCUCCCAUCCUUCGAACGCCUCAUCGAUCUCCCCGGCAUCCUCACCUACCUCGCCGAGAAACUCCUCGAGAACCUUGACUGUUUCUGGUGUACUCCCUCAGUCUUCUCCCAAAACCUCCGCCCCGAUCAAGAGCUCCACGCCAGCUUCGCCUCCCUCACCGCCGUCCGUCGACACAUGAACGACAAGGGACACUGCAAACUCGCCAUGGAUCACGGCGCUGAACGUGAAUACGCCGACUUUUACCUCCCCCUCGCUGACUACGGUACCGAUUACGAUGAUGAUGACGAAACCCUCAAGGAUUCGCUGGCUGAUGAUAGUACCACUCAAACGGCAGGUGAAACCCUGGAUGAAGACCAAAAGCGUCUGAACUUGAUUCUCCUGGACGAGCACGGCAACUGGAUCCUCGACGACGGGAGCCCCGUCACCUCUGGAAUCCAUAUCGAUCCUGCCACCAACGAACUUGUCCUCAACAACCGCCGUCUCGCUCACAAGGACGCCGCUCGUCGUCAAAAGGUCGAAUCUAGGACCGUCACCCUCACAUCCCGCUCAAACCGUCGUCCCACCACCGACGUCAAUGCCGAUGCUAACACAGACGAGUCGGCAGCCGACGAGGAAGAUCAGGACAAAGAUACUGCAUUGACGAACGAUCCUCAUCACCCAGAUGCUCGUAUCUCGAACGCCCUCCUGAAAUCCCAGAACCAGCUCUCCGGAUCGACCAUGGCCGUGAGCACCGUGCAGAUGCAUCAGCUCGCUGUCAAGAUCUCAAAGGCCCAGAACGUUGAAUCGGAUAAGCGUGCAAAAAUGGCCAUGAAAAUGGGUCUCGGUCACAAUUCUUCUGCUCGUCUUCGUUGCAACGUUGUUUUUGGCACUAAAGUAUAGUGUACUUGGACUGAACAGCCACACUGCCCAUGUCCAUACUCUCUCUCUUUUUUCCUCUAUACAUGUACAUUAUGAUUUGAAUAAAAUCUGCAAGGGUUCGCAGCAACAUCCGU